AUGACGCGCAAACCUGCUGAUAACAAGGUUUUUAUUCUUAUCUGCACCUUUUUUUUGACAAUCCUAGGCCUCUCAGUGAUCCCUAGAGGGACGUAGCGCCUCCUCAGGGUUCUUUUGGAGACCAGCUUUUCAUUUUUAUUUUCUAUAAAACAUCCGAGUUUUUUUUCACAAUAUAGCCGAUCCACGGCUUGCUUGGGACUCUAGGGGGCGUGGCCUGUCUGCGCUCUCCACGAGCCAGGCACUCUCUCGUGCCUUAUCGUGCCAGGACCCAUUUUUCGAUGGCUCAAGCCAGUCGUGAAUCUGCUGCUAUAUAUUUAAGAAGUUUCAAACGCCUAUCAUUGAAAAUGUUUUAAAAAGCUGAAACGGGAAAGUUCCCUAGUUCUAUUUAAUUAUUUCCGAUUCCAUCGAAGAUUUUCUCAUAUAAGGUUUAUAAAACAGAAACUUUCCAACUAAAAUAGCAUUUUUUUCUUGAAAAUUUAUUUAUUUUAAUCAAAAUCAAAAAUAUCUUCUGAUAGAUGAGCAAAAAAGGCUCAGAAACUGAUUUUAACAAAAAUUUUCACCUAAAAAAGCAGUUUUCAAGCUUUUCGCUCCAUUAUGUCGAUGUCACAAAAUUUUCUCAUUUCGAGAAAAAUUCCAGACGCACAUUGAACUGGACAGAACGGCCGACGAUGAGGACGGCUGUCUGAUGGAGGAAGAAAAAAGCAAAAUUUGCUCAUUAAAGACGAUCAAAGCACUUAAGGUACCACUUUCCUGUGAAAGGUGAAGUUCUGGUCCGAAACUCCAGCAAAAAACAACUUGAAACAAAAAUGAUUAUCUUCCAAACGCCGGAGGGUACUGAGACCAAUGGGAAACUUACGGAAAAAGCUUGAAAACUAAUUUUUUUUUUUCUCGUUUUUCUCGUUUUCCUUAUGAUACGGAGAGCUACAGCAGUCGUUUUAGAAAGUAAAAAUUUGAAGAUAAUCAGUUUUUGAGCCUUUUUCCGUUCAUUUUUUCCCAGUACCCCAGAUAUAGUCGACCCUUUUGAAAGGCGAGAUGGGGAGAUUGGCAAGGAUGACGCGUUGCGUACGCGACGCGGCUAUUUGGCGGGAAACUUGAAUUUAAACGAAAGCCAAAUUUUUCAGGCGUUUCUUAUUUUUCAUGGUUUUUCUGUAAUUUUCAACUUGUUAUAGGCUUACAAAGACUUGUUUGAGCGAUUAAAAUAUAAAAAAAUAAUGAAAAACAUACUAUUUUUUUCUACACUUUUUUUCGAUGGCCUCCCUGAAGUUCAUCAGUUUGAACGUUAUUUUUUUCGUGACAUAUUCAAAAAUUCAUCAUUUUUUUCUAAUAAAAAAAUUGGCAAAAAAUUGCCCCAAGAAGGAUUCGAACCUGCAUCAUAGAUUUCAUUACACUAGGCCGCUAGCCACUACACCACGCCGCCUGCUGGCAGCAGAGGUUAGCCGCCGCGACACAUUCCCUCCUCCUAUCCAAUGCGUUUUUCGCGUGCAAACUUCGAGAUGUCAUAACUCGACUAGAACGCAAAAGGCACGCUUUUUUCAACUUUAUUGAAAUCAGGGUGUCCUAAAGUACCUAUAUACCAAGUUUUAUCAAAUUCUCAACCCACCACCUUUUCCACUCCCCGGGGGAAAUGGAGCGCCACAACUCUUUCUCUGACAUAAACUAUUUCGUCGUUUUCUCUCAGCUAGAUAACGACGAAAUAUUGUGUCAGAGCAAGAUUUGUGGCGCCUUUUUGGCGCUUCAUGUCAGAGCUCAAGUUUACCGCCAAACAGCCGCGUCGCGUACGCAACGCGUCACUCUUGCCAAUCCACCAAACUCGCCUUUCAAGUCAGUAAAGAACAGACUAUAAUUCCUAUUUUUCAAGUACUCAUACCUGAAACUACCUACCCCAGAACUUCGGACCAGAUCUGCAAUUUUACCUCAGGAAAUUCAUUUCGGAAUAAAAUGGCAAUUUCACAGGACGCCGACCAACUUGCUUCGAAAAGCUUGGCCGAACGAAAAAAGAAAAACAAAAUCAAGGAGUCGUUCGUUUUUUCCUUCCUUACUGUUCAUUGGAUCAAUAGUUUUUGGUAUAGGAAAAUCACAUUAUUUUUUUCUGUCAAAAACUAUAUACUUUUUCUACAAGUUUCGCUUGCAGACCUUCUUUUUGUAGACUCUCGAAGCGAAAACCCAAAAGCUUUGGUUACGGUAGCUACUUUUGUGUUGUGUUUUAAAACCGUGACCAUCUCAGAAUACUUUCUAGGAAGUUAAAGGAAUGGUCCUGUUUUUUUAAGAAAAAAAGAUCUUUGAAACUUUCAGAGAAUCUCCUAAAGUACCGAUUCCAAAAGCGCCAGUGCCUGAAGAAGGACACGCCAAGUUUGAAAAGGUGAUCAGAAAAUUUAAUUGAUCUUAACUUCUGUAGUAGGUAGUCCUGUGUAAGAGAGUGUAAGACAUCCAAAAAACCGCUAUCCAAAUUCGCUGGUCCGCAAUUUGCCGUCGCGUGUAGGCGACGUGUAUACAGACAACGUUUCCUUUCGCGUCAUUGUUUGGAAUUAUUAUUUUUUUCGUUUUUUUCUAUCAAAGUUUAUUAAUAUUGAAGUAUAGAUUGAACGAUAGCUCGAAUAAUUUUCGCGCCAUCUUUCAUCGAUUUUUUUUGUCCAAUUAUCGAAAAGGCGCGAGCAGAGACGGCGUCUGCACACACGUCGCUUACACCCGACGGCAAAUUGCAGACUAGCGCUAUUGGAAUCGGCGCCUCCCUACACUCAUGUAACACCACGGCGUUUUUGUUAGUGAAAGAAAAUGCAAGAAAAAUGAAGGGGGGUGGUCCCAUGUGACGUCAUAAGAAAGACGCGUAAAAAACAGGGAAUAUUAACGGCGCAUGUUCAAUGGGUCAUGAGACGAAUCCCGCCCCUUCUUCUCCGUAAAGUUUUGUGUGUCGUGUGCAUGCACUGCGCCGCCUUCGUGCAGAAAAUUGAGUUUGUGUAGUGAAAACCUAUGGCGCCUGCGCCUUUAAUAGUGUUUUUAUAAUACAUUUUUUAUUCAAAGAAGCUGUCUCCAAAAGUUUCUAUUCAUUUUCCACUCAGAAAAAAGAAAAUCUUCUAGGAAUUGCUGAAUCUACCGUGCUACCACGGAUUCCUGCCCCGGGAGGACUUGGUGACGUUGUUGCGACAGCCGGGCGAUUAUAUUUUGCGCUCAACUUUGGGCAACCUGAGGCCGUCGCGGCAAGCCAAAAAUUCGAGGACAACAACGGCUGGUUUUUCUUUUUGAAAAUGUGUAAGCAAUCAUCAAAAAUUUCUUGGAAAAUUUCCAAGGAAUCAUCUUUUCUUUCCUUCAAUCCGUCAACCGUGACUUAAAAAUUAUCGCGUGUCUGCGUCUCUCCGUUCCCUCACCGGCGAGGUCAGAGAAACAUGAAAACAGCAUGUCAACAUGAGAGGGUCGCCGAGAGACGAGGAGGGUGCAGAGAAACAAAGACUUGGCAAAAUUGGAGUUUUCUCUGCGCCCUCUUUUCCGUGUACACUCUCUCUUUCUAGACCUCUCCGGUUGGGAAAAAGAGAGCGCAGACAGGUCAGACUGUUCCAAGCUGCGCUGGAUGGAGUAUAACCGCUAAAAUUUCUAGCAAAAUUGAAUUUUUGAGUUUUUUUUUUUCUUGAAUCUUCCAAAAUGACGUGAAAACGUUCCUCUUCUCUCAUAUGAAUAGGGACCGCAAAGCCACGCCCCUUUUCGCGAUAGAAAAAGUGGCUCUUUUUUUGGUUUUUCAACUUUAAUUUUGCUGUAGUUGCAAAAAUAUGUGGAACUGGAUAAUAAAUUUUGACACCCAUGUACAGAAAAAGCUUCCUCUUUCGUUUUAAAAAAAUAUUUCACGCUUUUUUUGAUGCGUUCGCGCGGAAUGUCGUACAAAAAAACGUGAAUGGAACUAAAAAAAUUUUGUCAAUUUUUUUGCUUUUUUUCAUGUGUUUUUCAGGUCGAACGCACUCUUUCUUUUUUUAAAUAAUGAUUUUGAUUCAAGUAACGGUAAUUUUAAAACAAUAAAAUAAAAAAUUCGUCUUUGCCAAAAAUUUUAGGGAGUGCCGAAAGUCAUAAUUCAAAAUAUCGUUAAUAAGCGAAUAUAAUCGAGUUUUUGUUUUUUCAAAAUUUAGACCAUGGGCUUACUUAAAUUUUUCUCCACAGCAUAUGUGCUUGAAAAAGUUGUUUAAUACGCAAAAAUGUUCUUGAAACUAGAGGAUAAAAUUAGCGGCGUUUAUCACACCGAAAGCGGUCGAACGCAGGUUUUUUAAACGAUUAUAUAAAUUUAUUAGUAAGAAAUCUUUCAAUUAAAAUAAUAAAAUAAAAAAAUUCGUCUUUGCCAAAAAAAUUUACGGGGCCGUUUUUAAUGCAGCGAUCGUUAAACGAGGCAAAAAAAGCACUAAAAAAACAGUUUUUUUCAAAGUGAAUUUCUACGGAAAGUUUGAGUAAAGAUUUGCGAUCAUAUUCUGAUAAAAAAACAGCUUAAUUACUUCAAGUUUUUUUCUUUUUGAAAUGGCAAUCUGUGCAAUUCAAACGGCUCAAGGAUAUGGCGGAUGGAAGCUCCCCUCACUAGACCUAACAGCUUGGCGCAGCGCGUGCGCUGCGAAUUUUCUUUUUGAGGUCGCGAGUUCGAUGCCCGCAAGCGCCAGUUUUUUGUUUUCUGGAAAAUACCGACUUUUUCGGCAAACUAGCAAAUUUGCAUUAUUUUAGCACUCUAUUAUGAUUUGUCACAUCAUAAUAGACCAGUAUCAAAACUUGUUCUGGAAGAAAAAUCGAGAAAAAUGUCAAAAAUGGAUAAUACCAAAAUUUCAGUACUAAAAAAAUCGUGCGCGGCGCGCCACAUUUUUCGUCAUAACUUUUUUCAUCCUUAAUCUUUUUCGAAAAACUAAACGGUUCUGAGUUUUGAAUCGAAACAGCUAUCAAACCAUACAAAGCUCAAUGCUGAAAAAAAUUUUUUGAAAAUUCGUCUGCGGUCCCUACAUAUGAAUAUUCAAAAAACUGGCAAAACUAUCCAUUGUUUAUCUAUUAAAAAUAAAUAACAUUUCUUAAUUUUCAGCAAACAACGGUGGACGCAAGUGUGGAGCUUCCAGCAGUAUUAACUACGCAUUCGGAUGUUUUUUUUUCCUUUUUGAAAAUUUUACUAUUUUGCUUAUUUCAGAAAGCUACAAAGCAAAAAGAAAACUAA
Molecule: messenger RNA, 5161 nt
Organism: Caenorhabditis auriculariae
Lineage: Eukaryota; Metazoa; Nematoda; Chromadorea; Rhabditida; Rhabditidae
Source: the annotation of a GenBank genome assembly